Molecule: messenger RNA, 4073 nt
Organism: Camellia sinensis
Lineage: Eukaryota; Viridiplantae; Streptophyta; Magnoliopsida; Ericales; Theaceae
Source: RefSeq, a predicted model, not a curated record
AAGAACCAUGCAUCAUUUGGAUUUCUCUUGAAAAAAUUUAAGUGACAAGACCCUGAACCUGAUCAUAUUAAAAAUAUUCAAGGCAACAACUUCUUCAGGGUUUUUCUCUGUGGUGAAAAUUCUAUUAUUCCUUUUAAGCCAAAUAAGAUAGACAGAGCAGGUGAAAGCAAGCCUAGAAAUUAUGGAACCAAGAGACUUACCUUUAACAGUUUUGCUAAUAUGAGAAACUAGGUCAGGCCAUUGCAUCACAGGCCAAGCCAUAUUUAAUUUAUCUUUCACAUUUAGCCAAACUCUCUCAGAUAAAGGACAAUAAAAAAACAAAUGGGAAUGGUUCUCAGUAUGAUAUUGGCACAAAUGACAAGUAGCAACAGGGGAAAUGCCAAAAAACUUAAGUCUAUCCCCAGUGUCAGGUCUAUUUUGAAUGGCCAGCCAAGUAAUAAAACUUGCCUUAGGGAUAGACACAACAUUCCAUAACAAAUCAGACCAAAGGACCUUAUCAAAAGAGAGCCUCCAAGCAUUCCAAACAGAUUUGAUAGAAAAUUCCCCAUUAGAAGAUGACCCAAAUAAGCUUAUCAGGCCCACUGCCAGGGAUAAGAGUAUGAGGAGUGGACUGAAUUAGCUCACAGAUAUCCGUUGUAAGGAAAAAAGGCCACUUCCAAGAGAGAUUGGAAAUAAUCCUACUAACCUUAGACUCCCUAUUAAAAGAAGAAUUAUACAUGAUCCUAUCUCCAAAUUUAGCCCAAAGAGAGCCAAGGGGGUGCCAAUUGUCAUACCAAAGGAAAAUCCUCUGACCAUCCUCAACAAUAUACUUCAUGUGAGGAUAAAUAAUAGGUCUAAGCCCUAAGAUUUUCCUCCAAACCCAAGAGGAGUCUGAUGGCACUUUGAUUUGCCAGAAACUUUUACCCUUUAACAAAUAAGAUUUGACCCAUUGAUACCACAUAGAUUACUCACCCCCAGAAAACAAGAACUAGACACGCUUAGCAAUAAUAGCCCUAUUCCACACAUCCAUAGAUUUGAGACCUAAGCCCCCCUCCUUCUUAGGGAAACAAACCUUAUCCUAAGAGACCCUAGCCCUAUGCUUCUUAAGAUCACUCCCAGACCAAAGAAAGGAUCUAAAUAGACUCUCAAUCUCUUUCACAACCUUUUUGGGAAGUAUAAAGAGAGAGGCCCAAUAGACUUGCAUAGAGAAAAGGAUGGAUUAGAUCAGUUGCAAUCUACCAGCAUAUGAGAGACAUUUGUUGGUCCAGCUCUUAAUCCGUUUAGUAAUUCUCUCAACAAGUUGCUUACAAUCACAGGUCUUAAGCUCAGACGCAAUGAGGGGGACCCCAAGGUAUCUAACAGGAAUGAAACCCUUAAGGAAUUGCAAAAUAUUCAUAAUAUCAUCCCUUAAGUUCUUCUCACACCCAAAGAAGAAGACAUGGUUCUUGUUGGGGCUAGGAGAGAGACCCGAGAGGGCUUGGAAUUCGACAAGGCCCUCCUUAAUAGCCCGGACAGUGAAGGUAUCCCCCUUACAGAAGGUCAUAAGAUCAUUUGCAAAACAGAGGUUAACAAUUUUAGUCUUUGCACACCUCCAAUGAAAUUUAAAGCAAGGGUGAGAAGACUUUUCAUGCAUGAUCCUAGAGAGGAUUUCCAUAGCUAACACAAAAAGGCAGGGGACAUAAGAACCCCUUGUCUAAGACCCUAGCCCCUUUAAAAUAUCCCUGCAGACUCCCAUUGAUACAGAUGGAAAAAAAAAGGGCUAGUCAUACAAGCCCGGAUCCAGUGGAUAAAGCAAGGAGGGAAACACAUAGCCCUCAGGACAUCAAUCAUGGAAUCCCACCUCACAUUCUCAUAAGCCCUUCAUGAUAUCCACUUUCAUGGUACACUUAGGAGUAGAAGAAUUCUUAUGUAACCUCUCAUCAAGAAUUCCUAUGAAAGAUUCAAGAAUUUCUGUAGAACAAUGGCGAGAAGAAAAAGUAAACAAAGGAAAAUUCCAUUAAAAGACUUCAAAAGUUUACAGGGAUCAAUAUGAAAUUACAAGGUUUAAAAAAACUCCUAAGAUGAACUACUCGUAUCUUAACUAAUCUAUGGUAAGUUGAUUUGCUGGUUGUUGAUGAUUUCCUCUUCUUCUGCCUUCCAUUGCUUUUAUAAUACUAUGCCUCUCUUCAGCCAUUAGAUCUCUGCAUAAUGAGGUGUCCAUUUUUGUUCAAAGUUCCACUGGAUCUCCCAACAGAAAAACUGGACAGAGGAUCCAGUUACCAAAAAUAAUACUACUUAUAUAUGACUUUAACCAUAUGACUCCUAUUUUGAGGCGUUUUUCAAAUUUGUCGUUGUCGUCGUCGACCAUUGGUUAUUGGAAUUCCACCAUAAGAGAAGCUGUAAACCAAGGUCAGGCUCUCAAGGCACUUGUUCUCUUCCGCCAAAUGAAGCUCAACAACAACAACGGUUUACAACCAAUCCAUCUGAUUUUUCCCUUGUUAGCAAAAGCCUGUGGGAAGUUGUCCAGUCUCCGCUACUCCCAAGUCUUUCACACCCAUGUCUUGAAAUCACCAUUUCACUCCGAUAUGUACGUGCAGACUUCGUUAGUUGACAUGUAUGUUAAAUGCAACCGCUUAGAUUAUGCUUAUAACCUGUUCGAGAGAAUGUCUGAGAGGGAUGUUACUUCCUGGAAUGCAAUGCUUGUUGGGUUUGCUCAACUGGGUCUUGUUGAUAAGUUUGCUAUUCUUUUCUAUCAAAUGAUGAGACUCGAUCAUGGGAUUCGCCCUGAUUCAGUCACCGUUAUGGGGUUGACACGGUUGAGUUCCGUUACCAAGGAUCUCAAGUUGGUAAAUGCCAUUCAUUGUUUUGGAAUUCGGAUUGGGGUUGAAACUGAUGUUUCAGUUGCUAACACUUGGAUUGCUGCAUAUUCCAAAUGUGGUGGUGAAUUGGGCUUGUACAUGGCGGAAGUGGUAUUUGGUGAUAUUGAUGAUGGUUUGAGGACCGUGGUUUCAUGGAAUUCUAUGCUUUCAGGAUAUUCCUAUCUUGUGGAUUCGCUCAAGGCAAUUUGCUUGUAUAAAUGCAUGCUUUCUGAUGGAUUCAGGCCCGAUGUGAGCACCAUUCUUAGCUUGCUUUCUUCAUGUGUGAAAACAGAAUCAUUAUAUCGGGGUAAAUCGAUCCAUUGUCAUGGUAUUCAAGUAGGGUGUGAUUUGAAUGUUUCUGUACUUAAUACCCUUAUUUCCAUGUACUCCAAGUGUGGAGAUAUUGAUUCUGCACGAUAUGUAUUUGAUAGCAUGAUGGACAGAGAUAGAACUUGUGUUUCAUGGACUGCCAUUAUUGGUGGGUAUGCCGAGAAAGGUGAUUUGGAAGAGGCAUUGGCAUUGUUCCACUCUAUGCAAGCAGCUGGUCAGACACCUGAUUGUGUCACUUUGCUUUAUAUCAUCUCAAGUUGUGGCCAAACAGGAGCACUUGAGACUGGAAGAUGGAUUGACAAUUAUGCCAUGUCAAAUGGGUUGAAAAAUAAUGUUAUGGUGUGCAAUGCAUUGAUAGAUAUGUAUGCAAAAUGUGGAAGUAUAAGAGAUGCUCGGGAACUGUUUUGUAUCAUGCCAGAGAGAACCAUUGUCUCUUGGACAACUAUGAUUGCGGGUUGUGCUCUAAAUGGAGAAUUUAAGGAAGCUUUGGACCUUUUCAGUGUGAUGUUGGACUUGGGACUGAAACCAAAUCAUAUAACGUUCCUUGCUGUUCUUCAGGCUUGCACUCAUGCUGGUUUGCUUGAUAAAGGAAGGGAGUGUUUUGAUCUGAUGACUAAAGUGCAUAAAAUACAUCCCGAAUUAGAUCACCAUUCCUGCAUGGUUGAUCUUCUUGGACGCAGAGGAAAGCUAAAAGAAGCGUUGGAGUUUAUUCAGAAAAUGAAUGUCAAACCUGAUGCUGGAAUCUGGGGUGCAUUGCUUGCGGCUUGCAAGAAUCACAACAACAUAGAGAUGGGUGAGUAUGCAGCCCACCGCCUUUUUGAUCUGGAACCCCAGGCUGCAGCUCCGUAUGUAGAAAUGGCUAAUAUAUAUGCAUCAGCAGGAUACUGCCUAUGUAAUGGACUACCACAAUCACAAUCACAAUCAUAA